GCGACAGGGGGCAGCAGAGAUACGCCGCCGGGUGCCAGUCGUCGCUUACGCCGCAGUCGCGCGCACGCCGCGUCUCAUCGUCGGAAGCGGCCGUCCUGGCGACUUCUACGAUGAUCUCAGCAGUGACAUGGGCAGCGAACAUGGUGACCUUGAUGAUAUGGGUGACUUCGUUGACCUCCGCCACGGUGUGAGUGAUCUUGGUGGUCUUAGCUUCAAUUUUGGCAAGCUGGACAACCUCGGCCGCGACUUAGACGGCCCCGGCGAGACGGGAGACCUCCGGACGCCGGCGGAGCGGCCCCGCACUAUGUCAGACCUGCUAGAGCUGUAUGCAGAGGCAGGGCCGCGGCGCACGAGCGCCAGAAGCGGCCGCUCAGGAUCCUCCGAACUGUUGCCGAGCGGCCGACCGGAAGCGGAACACCGGAAACGAUGGCGCCAGGGGAGCAUGGAGGUCCUGGUGGACGGGCUGAACAUGACAAAGUCGGAACGGAAGCGGUUGGAGAAGCUCAGCAAGAUCAAUAUCCAUCUGCACGCGUUGUACGCGGCCGUGGAGCACAACCAGCUGGAGAAGGUGCGGGCCAUCCUGAAGACGACGGACGUGGACGUCAACAGCGUCAACGGCGACGGCUUCUCCCUGCUGGACAUCGCCGUCAUGACCAACAACCAGGCGAUCGCCCGUCUCCUGCUCACCUGCGGCGCCAGGGAGAGCUCGCAGUUCCUCUCGGCGCCCCUCCUCUCGCAGGAGCUGGUGCGGAAGGCCCAGAAGAGGGUCGACACGCUCGCCAGCUAUCUCACCACCGCCAACGGCGGCUACACCAAGGAGAGUGAGAAGCAGAAGGCGCUCUGGGAGCGCCGCCUCAAGCUGCUCAACCGCAUGAAGGUCGGCUUCGACCAAACACGUCCGCCGGAGCCACCGGGCCGCGUGACGGCCGAAGUCACCGGACCGCAGGAGGCGCGCCUCAGGCUGGAGGAGCCCGACUGCCAGCACCAGGCCAUCUGCACCAAGUACAAAGUUCAGUGGUCGACGUGGGCCGACUUCAGCUCGGUGGACGGCGAGUGUGAUGUCACGGACCUGGUGCCGCCGCCGGAGCUGCCCGUGCGCCAGCUGACGCAGGGACAGCGGUACUACUUCCGCGCCGCCGCCGGGAACUUCUGCGGCUGGAGCCGCUUCGUCACGUCCACCCCGGCUGGCGUGCGGCCUUCAGUGUGGCGGGACGUGGACCAGCGGCUGUCCCGGCUCAACGGCAAGGUCGCGGCCCUGGAUCGGCUCUUCACGCAGAUCCGCACCUCGCGGCCCCAGUACGCCAGCGACCUCCGCAACCUGGACGGCGACCGUGGCUCGCCCAUGGCGCGCAAGAACGUCAAGAAGAAGAGUAUCAAGAACCUGUUUCAGACGGCUGUCAAGUUCCAGAAGCACUUGCGGAGUGGCGUGUACCUGGCCAGCGUCAUCUACCACGAGGACCGCGUCGCCAUGACAGCGGAGGACUUUCUACCGAUUCUGGAAGUGGACGAGUCGUAUCCGAGCUCCAUCCACGCCGACUUUCACUGGCUGAUGAAGGUGGCGUGCACGUGGGACGACGUCCGCUCGCUGCGUCAGGACAUGGAGCGCUCGCUCAGCUCGUCUUCAGUCCACUUCCGCAUCAAGCUGCUGGCGGCGGCCGAACAGCUGCAGGUGGCGCUCGGCGUGCAGGAUCUGGGUCAGCUGUACUACAAGCCGCUGCGAGACUGCCACGGCGCGCUCGUGUUCGUCGUCAUCAGCCACAUGAGGUCGGGAAAGCUGCCGUCGGCGUCCGUCAGGUGGCAGCAGGUGAGCAAGCUGCAGCGGAAGGUGUCCACCUCGGAUGAGGAGCCAGCGGUCGGCGAGAAACUCUUCGCCGAGAUCAAGGACAUCAUCACCUACCACAUGGUGUCUUCGGUGGGCACGUCGCGCGGUUUGUACCUGGGCUACCUGCAGUGUCAGACGUCGGUGGACCUGAUCCGGGUCAGCGUGGCGCGCGACAAGCCCAACGUGCUGCCGCACGUGCGCGUGCGCGACAACGCGCACGUUAGCGGGGAGGAGUGGGCGUGGCUGCAGGAGUUCGGCACCCGCCGCGAGCUGACCGAGGAAGAGCAGGUGGACGGAGGUCAGGUGGUGACCCCGAGGUCACGGUUCCGGGCGCAGGUCGAAACAGCCGUGCGCCGCCUCCUCAAACUCAUGGACGUGCCCGUGGAAGAGGCGGCCAAUCACAGGCUGUACAACGUGGAGGUGCUGGAGCUGAACAGCACCACCAGCUUCCUGCUGUUGAUCCCGGCGGCCGACCAGGUGUGCUCCAUCCACCAGGCGGAGGAGCUCGCCGCGCCCAACGACUGCCUCCGGCUGCCCGUGCAGAUUUUCGAGAUGGUGCAUAUGAUGACGUACCAGCGGUCGUUCGUCAGUCGCUACAGCCGGAUCAGUUCGAUCCUCGAGACGGACACAAUCAUGGCGCAGCACGCGCACCGGGAGGCGUUCAGCGACUCCGAGAUCAGCGAGGCGCGCGGCCGGCUGGCGCAGCUGCAGACGUUCCAGACGGAGCUGGAGGCUGUGUGGCGCACGUCGCGUUGGCUGACCGACGCCAUCGCGUGGGCGCGAGAUAAGUCUCAGGACGGCUGUCCCCUGUCGUUGGCGGCCCUCCGCUCCUGGGACGGUCGUGACGUCAGCGUGUCUCCGGUCCGAGACGCCAAGCGGCUGCGCAAGGACAACGCGCUGCCGCCGCCCAGCCCCGCCGAGUUCCGCAGGUCCAGCUCGCAGCGGCUGCUGAAGCCGCGGCCCGAGUUCCAGAAGUCGCGAACCUCCGAGUGUCUGCUGAAGCCACGUGGCGCCGGCGACGAGGCGCGCGCGCUGCUCGGCUGCGAGGACUCGAGCAGCGAGGACUCGCUGUCGCGACCGCCGGCGGCGGGCAGCCUGGCGUCGUCGGCGCGCAGUCUGUCCUCCAACGACACGGAGACGGACACGGUAAGCGCGGACGAGGCGGACGAGUCGGCAGCGGCGGCGGCGCCGGGCGAGCUGCAGGUGUUUGCCGCCUACGAGACGGGCCUGGCGGCCGGCACCUCUGUGCGGCUGCACGUGACGCCGCGCACUAGCGCGCGCGAGGUGGUGGACCUAGUGGUAAAGCAGCUCAACAUGGCCGUCGUGCUGAAGGGCCGCCAGGGCCCCGUGUACGCGGCCGACCAGCUGCGCGCCUUCUGUCUGGUGGCUGUGAUCGGCGCCCGAGAGCGCUGCCUGCGAGACGACUUCCGGCCGCUCCAGCUGCAGAACCCAUGGCGGCGCGGCAAGCUGUUUGUGCGCCGGCGCGCCGACGUGCUCGCCGCCAUCCAGCAGAACGCUACACGCGGCGCGCCGCUCGUCUGAACAGUGACGUCAUGCCGCGACGACCCGUGACGUCAUACUCAACCUGCUGUGAUCGGCGAUCGGAGGAUUCUGCGGGGGGCGCCGCCGCCGUCUUGCGGAUUGCCGGCUGGAGGAUUUGCGAUUGUGUCAACAUCCCGGGUGUAUUUGUCGCUGCGGUGCACUUGUGCUGCCAUCUGUGGGGCGCGCAAUGAUACUGCGCUUACCAAUCGAGAUUAGCGAUGUCGUGUUGUGUGCGCAUCCACGACAUAAGCGCUUUAUUGCGUAUAUUUAUCUGUGUGUCGACGCUGCAGCCCAUAAGUUAUGUGCGGCGUUGGAGGCGUAGGAAAAUAAACCGGGACAGGCAGAGAAAUGUUUGUCUCCUCGCCAACAAAGAUAUUAUCCUGGUUGUGCCAGCUGGGGCGGCG
Messenger RNA from Pollicipes pollicipes, 3768 nucleotides. RefSeq names its product ankyrin repeat and fibronectin type-III domain-containing protein 1-like. The transcript has 21 exons. Gene Ontology annotation, cellular component: spindle. The record is from RefSeq and is a predicted model, not a curated record. The coding region runs from base 128 to 3364 and encodes 1078 amino acids. Gene Ontology annotation, biological process: establishment of mitotic spindle orientation; signal transduction; regulation of establishment of bipolar cell polarity. Gene Ontology annotation, molecular function: protein binding. Lineage: Eukaryota; Metazoa; Arthropoda; Thecostraca; Pollicipedomorpha; Pollicipedidae.